Messenger RNA from Cokeromyces recurvatus, 693 nucleotides. RefSeq lists its product as uncharacterized. NCBI's taxonomy places the organism in Eukaryota, Fungi, Mucoromycota, Mucoromycetes, Mucorales, Mucoraceae. The record is from RefSeq and is a predicted model, not a curated record. The coding region runs from base 1 to 693 and encodes 230 amino acids. The transcript has a single exon.
AUGAGGAGAAAACAACAGGUUAUCGUCUAUAUACCAUUACCUAAAGACGAUAAAGAACAGGCACUUUCGCUCAUUCGCAACAAUAAUAACAGAGAAAAUACGAUUCAAUCAUCGAUUCUUAACAACAUUUAUCCGCGUCGUUUUUAUAAUUAUAGAAAUGAUAGUCUUAGAUACAUUGGUAAUGACUUGAUUGAGAAAGAAAAAUCCGUAAAGAUUCAACUUGAAAAAAAUAAAACAAACCAUCUUGAAAGUUCCUUGAGGAUACCUAGGCCAGCACUCUUGGAUAGAUCAACACGCACUACACGAUUGAGAAAGAAUCAAGACGAUGAUCGUUCACGAAAUAAUAAAUUUUAUGAAAAGAGAAAGAAGCAAGAGCUUUUGAAUUUCAAAGUAGACGAUGGUCAUGAUUUGCCUGCUAGAGAACGUUUCCAAAUUGGCAACAAGGGACGAUUAUUGACAAAGAAUGAAUUAAAGCAAAACAUCAAAAACACUUGUAGAACAUGCAGUCGAUUAUUCAAAAAUACAUAUUACUUUAAUAAGCAUAUGGUCUUGAUUCACAAGAUGGAAAUGCAGCCAAAGAGGAAAAUAGGUCUUGGUAAGAAAGUCUGUAAGAUCUGUAAAAAGACGUUUACUAGUUCCCUACUUUUACAAUGGCAUCAUGGAAGUAAUCAUUCAAAAAGAUUAAAUAAAUAA